This is a messenger RNA of Trichobilharzia regenti, 539 nucleotides long. NCBI's taxonomy places the organism in Eukaryota, Metazoa, Platyhelminthes, Trematoda, Strigeidida, Schistosomatidae. The record is from the annotation of a GenBank genome assembly.
AUGCAACAAAACGUUCACUUGCUGAAUGCAGAAUUCGAUAAGCGUAAAUAUAAGUGUGCGAAUAUAAAUGCCAUAUUGUGUAUUUCAUUCGCUACGGUGUUUAACGCCAACUCAAAACUACUACUGGCUUUAAGAAAGCUAAUACAAAUUCCACUCCUAAUGAAGUCUUUGGUUUUACCGACGUUCUACAUCUCAAUGAUGAUGGUGAUUUCAUUUACUGAAGAACAAACAUCCAAUAAGAAGAAUAACGUUUUUAGAUUGCCAUAUUCUCACGUGAAGACGCAAUAUUGCAAUAUGCUAUGGUAUAGACUCGGCAUUCAAUGUUCGGAAUACCUUUACAAGUAUGAUGAUAAAACUGUACAGGCUGUGAAAGAAUUUAUAAAUAAUCUACAGAAUAGGAGAAAGAAUGAUUAGAAAACAGAUUCUGUCAAUCGCUGAACACACUAUCAUGGUAACAGGGAUGAAAUACACACGGCUAAAUGGCUACUACCCCACUAUAAUAUUGACUAUUAUCUGACAGGCGCAUAUUUUCAUUUAAG